AUGUCUACGAAUGGCAUAAUUACCAUACAUCGAUAUAGACAUGUCUUGGGAAUAAUUGUUUUCCUGCUGAUAGCUAGGCACUUAUUUUGGAUAUUGACAUUUGGUGUUCUUCCACUUAUUGGUUUCUUUCUUUUUACCACUUUGGCUACAACAUUACCUGAUAUCAAUCGACCUGUGGAAAAACAUUUAAAAAGAGCUCAUACCCCAGAAACUAACUCUUUUUCAUCCAUAAAUGAACCAAUUUUCGAAAAAUCGAGUAAAAUAAGUAAGGAAUUAGAAAAUAUUAUUGAUUUAAUCUUGCGGGAUUUCAUUAAUUCUUGGUUCACAAGAAUUGAUCCUAAUGAGGAUUCUAGUUUCCCCAAAGCAAUCCGUUGUCUUCUUAGACUUGCUGUGAUUAACUUGCAAAAAAGAGUUGCUACAGAGGAUACUUUAGAAAAUCUGAUAUUGAAAUUACUUCCAUUGUUUACGAAAUAUGUGAAUACAUAUUGUGAUGCUAGAGAAUCUAUAUUAAAUGAUCCUACCUCGCAAAAAGCUUUGCAAAAUAAUUUUGAAUUCCAGUUGGCUGUUGAAUUCAAUAAAAAUUAUAAGUUACAUAAGGCAAUUCCCCUUAGAAGUAAUGAAUUGGACAAUGAUAUUGGGAAAUAUUUGAAUGGCUUAUCUCAACAGUUACUAUCUGAAAUAAUUGACGAAAAUGAAUUGAAAUCACCAUUUGUUUCAAUCCUAUUAAGGGAAAUCAUGGAUUCAUGUAUAUUCAAUCCGCUAGUCUCUAAAUUUACUGAUCCUGAUACUUGGAAUCUUAUCAUGAUUUCGAUUGGUGAGAAGAAAAUGAAAGAAAGAACACAAGUGAAACAAAUACGACGAAUCCUGACAAAAGAACUACAAGGUCAUUCCACAUCAAAUUCUCCCACAAAUGCCCGUGUAAAUCUCACGAACAUCAAGCUUGAUUUAAAGCCAUCAUUUACAGGUGAACAAUUUGAAAUGUUUUUAAAAGAAUUAAGUUCAAUGAACUCAAUCACUGAAUUGAGGGCGAAUAAAUUUAUACUAAUGACCAAGCUAGUGGAGUUAAGGAAGAAUAUAGAUAAUUCCCAAAUAGAUUGUAAAUAUAAGGAUAGAUUAUUACUUUCAUUAAAGCUUGUUCAAUCCAAACUGCUGCAUAACGAUAUGAUCAACAAUCGCGAAGCGAACAAGAAUGAUAAUAUUGCAAAGCAAUUAUACACUUUUCUUAGUGAUGAAGAAAAUAUCCUUGAUGAGUUCGAGUCAUUUAUUAGGGCAAUUUCUUUUGAUUUUGUUUCCUCUGAUAAGUUAUGUUUGAAUGAGUUUAAGAAGUAUUUGUAUACUUGUCCAGACAAAAAGGGAAUUACUUUACUGAAAUAUUGGGAAAUUGUUGAAUCUUCGAAAAAUCCCCUUGAAGAUGUAUCCUCUAACGAAAUAUUAUUAGAAACAACAUUCGUAAGCAGUACCGAAAUUAGAAGUAUUUACAGUGAAUUAUUUCAAGAUGUUGAUUUACAGAUCAUGAAAACCUUGGAUAAAGGAUUAGUAAGUAAUGUAUUGUUAUUUUUAUCUACUUCUAAUAAUGGCGAUGAGCAAGCAUUAGUUUUAGCUCGGAGAAGUCUGUUAUUAUUACAGAAGGAAGCUGAGAGGGUAUUACAAUCUGAAUUUUUUGAGAAGUUUAAAGAAAGCAAGGUGUUUCUACAAAUGAUUUCUUCAAAUGAUUUUACUAAAACUGAUAUUUACACUAAAUUCUUUACAUCAGAGAAGGCACUGGACCCUAUGACCCCAAAUACACAUACUACCAACGAUACCUUUGAUUCGGUACGAAUACUCACGAACCCUGAUCUUAACGAAGCCCUCGAGAAAAUUGUGAAUGCUCCUUCUCUUGAAGAAACGGACAGAAUUCAUGGCAAUGAAGGUCACAAUGGUAAAGCAGUAAAGAACACCCUAAAAAACGAGAAGAGCAUAUUCGAGGCAGAGAUCCAAACUAAUCGGACUGAAUCAUUUAAUGAACUUGAACUUCUUAAUUCUGAGUUCAACGUUGAAAACAGUGAGAUUGUAGAUAAUCCAGAGCAUGGAUUCAAUAUCAGGAAGCUUCAAAAAAUGAAACGAAAAUUUUCCACUAUAAGUGACAAAAUUGCUCAAUUAACUAUUUCAAUUGAAGAAAUAGAAAAGGAGUUAGAAUUGUUAAAUUAUUUAGUUUUGAAAGCCGAACUAACGAACAACCAAAACCAAUUAAAAUUAUUGAGGAAGUCCCAAAAGGCCUUAUUGAGAGAAUUAAAGAACGAGGAAUUAUUGCAACAGCAAUGUUUGAUUAAAAAAGACGCCAAUGCAUUAUAUAGACAGACUAAAGUUUUUAUUAAAUCCUUUUAUUUGGAACAUCGUACAAAUAUUAAUAAUCUGGGAGAAACUGCAUAUUACCUUAUUGAUAUCGAACAUUGUUACAAUGGACACACUACAACUUGGGAAACAGGAAGAAGAUACAACGAAUUCUUCAAACUGAAUGAAUAUUUGAAGAAAUAUUACCGUUCUCAAGUCAAAUUUUUACAAAAGAACGAAAUGUUCCCUUCCAAAAUUCCAAUGUCUUUCAAAUAUCAUAUCAAUCCAUACUUAUUAUAUGAAGAACGACAACAUAAGUUGGAAAUGUAUCUUAGGGCACUCUUAAAUAUCCCUGAAAUAUGCCAAGACAGUGUUUUUAGGGCAUUCGUCAUUGACAAAGCGAUGGUUGACAUUUAUGGUAUGGAUCAACUUAAUCAAAGUACCAAUGACAAUAGCACAAGUAAUAGCAGCACUCAUUCAAUUCCUACGAUGAAAAAUCUGAACACAUCAUCAAUGUCAUCGAUUGCUUCAAAUAGUUCCUCUGGAUCACAAGUUGCAUUGUAUGAUCAAGUACAUUCUAACCCUCCAGCAGAUCAGAAUAAUCAAAUAAAUGUAGAGGACUUGGAAGAUGGAGAAAACUAUAAAAAUGAUGAGUUUCACCCUUUUCAGAAUGAUCCUAUGAUCCGUCAUGAAAGCAAACCCAUCGUGAAAUCCAUAUGUAAUCUAUUCAUUUCAGUUUUCCAAUUAAAUAGAAACAAUUCUAAUUCGAAUUGGUUACGUGGGAAAGCAAUAAGUACAGUUCUUCAGCAGUUGUUAGGAAGUACUAUCGAAAAAUAUAUCAAAAUAAAUAUCGAAGAGAUACGUUCUGAGGAGGGAAUAUAUGAAAUGUUGGGAUUACUAAAAAAAUCAUUAUGGGGUGUCAAUGGAUCGAUAACGAAAAGGAAAACUGAACCUAUAAGGCCAAUCCGAACACCAGGUGAAAAGACAAGGACACGCUGUGAUUCACAGGUCGUUUUACAAUCAUUGUUUAUUGAAUUAUGCGGCAAAGUGGUUGGAUUGUCGAAUUCAAGAGAUGCUGCUAUAAGGGUCCAUGGCAUGUUACAAAAUCGAUACUUAUCUUGCAGCAUGAUUUUAGAAAUGUUAGAUAUAUUUUUCCUAGAUGUGAUUAUAAAAGAGAAUACGACAGAGGCUUAUCACGAUUGA
This is a messenger RNA of Naumovozyma dairenensis CBS 421, 3513 nucleotides long. RefSeq names its product Mdm1p (gene MDM1). Gene Ontology annotation, cellular component: intracellular membrane-bounded organelle. NCBI's taxonomy places the organism in Eukaryota, Fungi, Ascomycota, Saccharomycetes, Saccharomycetales, Saccharomycetaceae. Gene Ontology annotation, molecular function: phosphatidylinositol binding. The coding region runs from base 1 to 3513 and encodes 1170 amino acids. The transcript has a single exon. The record is from RefSeq and is a predicted model, not a curated record.